Messenger RNA from Ostreobium quekettii, 987 nucleotides. The record is from the annotation of a GenBank genome assembly. Lineage: Eukaryota; Viridiplantae; Chlorophyta; Ulvophyceae; Bryopsidales; Ostreobiaceae.
AUGCCAAUGACCCUUGCCACAGCUAACUAUGCUCUGCUAGCUGCCGUUUAUGGCCUGGCCAUGCUGACCUCCCGCCAGGGCCUCCGUAACAGGUGGCACAACUACGCGGGCAUCGCCCUGCUGGACGUGGCCGCCACCUACCUCACCAUCCUCGCCCUCCAGUACACCACCGUCACCAGCUACGCCCUCAUCACCGCCUCCAACCUCUUCAUAGUCGUCCCCCUGUCCCGCUGGCUCCUGCGCGCCCGCUACUCCCCCACCCACGCCGCCGGCGUGCUGCUGUCCCUGGCCGGCGUCCUGGUGCUCUUCCUGGCCGAUCGCUCGCCCGCUCCAGAUGCCCGCACCGCCGACCUGGUCUUCGGGGAUGCCAUGUUGCUGACAGGAUCCGCGCUCUACGGCCUGAACGCCGUCUGGGAGGAGUACAUCCUCAAGGAGGACGCCCCCGCGAAGGAACUCCUGGCGAUGCUGGGCGCCUUCGGCGCCCUCUUCGGCGGCGUGGCCACCUUGCUGCUCGGGGAGCUGUGGAGCGGCCCGACGGGGGCCAAGCACGCCGACUGGCUUCGAUCCGGCGUGGUGGCCGCCAUGUUCGCGUUCUACUCGCUCAUGCCGGCCGUCCUGGCGUGGUCCGGGGCCGCGGUGCUCCAGAUGUCGCUCCUCGCGUCCAACUUCUGGGCUGUGAUCGCGCGGCUGAUUUUUUUCGACGGCUUUGGCGGGGGUUCGAUCUGGUGGUUCCUGGUGGCGUGGGGGUUGGUAUGCGUGGGCGUGGGGACGUACACGCGGGCGGGGGAUCCGUACAGGGGCAGCGAGGGGCGGCAAUACGCGAGGCUGGGGCGGGAGGAGGACGGGGGCGGGUCGUCGGCGCCCGGCGGGCUCGAGCUGACGUCUUCUGGGGAGGAGGCGUGGCGGACAACCGGCGGAAAUGAGUCCGGAGAUGAGGAGAAUGGUUCGGGGCAGGCGCAGCGCCGCGGGCGGACACCGGCUGCCUGA